AUGGUGGUGUGGCGUGGGGAUAGCGGGGGGAUGGACGGGGGCGGGGUGGGGAUGGGGGGCGUGUGGAUAAGGGGGGUGAAGCGCUGCAGUCCCAUCACAGGCUGUGAGGAGUUCCACUACCCCCCCUGGAAGAGGGCGCUGUUCCAGUGGCUCGUCAGCCUCCCCAUCUGCCUCCUCUGCCUCUGCUUCGUCUUCCUCGCCAUGCUGCUGUGUCUGGAGCUACAGGAGUUAGUGAUGGAGAUCCAGGAGCUUCCCAGCCUCACCAGAUUCAUCCCCAAAAUCCUGCUGGCCAUCACUGUGACCAUCUGCGACGAAGUGUACAAGAAGAUCGCCUACUGGCUCAAUAACAUGGAGAACUACAGACUGCAGAGUGCCUACGAGAGCAACCUCAUCAUCAAAAUGGUUUUCUUUGAAUUCAUCAACUCCUAUCUGAGCCUUUUCUACAUCGCCUUCUACCUCAAGGACAUGGAGCGGCUCAAAGAGAUGCUGGCCACGCUGCUGAUCUUCCGCCAGUUCCUGCAGAACAUAAAGGAGGUGCUGCAGCCGUAUCUGUACGAGCAGAACAAGCUCGGAGUCUUCACCCCCAAAGUUCUGUGGGAGCUGCUCCGCGCCAUUGCCCUCAAGUACGGCCGCGUGGUGGUAGGAAAGGCCCAGGCUUCGAUCACGGCCUGCUCCCUGCUGGGCCCCAAAGGCAUCGGCGUCACACACGGCACCAAGCCCCGCGGAGACCUCAAAGCGGGGUUCAGGCUGUCGGAGGAGGAGUGGGAGCUGAGCGAGAGCCGCAGAAAGGUGAGCUUCACAGAGAGGGUGGAUCACAGAGAGACCUCCACAGAGAGGUCCCGAGAGGACGAGGACGAGGCCCGGGACGACUGCUGCUCUCUGGGGGACGAGGCCAUGGACGCAGGCUGUGUGUCCGACAGCUGCGACGACGACAGCGAUGCCGAAGUCGGAGCACAGGAGUCCAGAGAUAAUCUCGCCAACGCCUCCCAGAGGAGCUCAGACCCAGUGUGUUCCAAACGGAGGAGCGCGGUCGACCGAGGGGAGAAGAGGAACAGUGGAGACCGAGGACCAGACAAGAAGUCCUGGAUGGAGCCACCGCAGGAGCCCAAGACCGUGGCCCUGACUCAGGCUGAGAUCGAGAGCUGCAUGCAGACCUACGAGGACACGCUGCAGGAUUACCAGGAGAUGUUUAUCCAGUUCGGGUACGUGGUGCUGUUCUCGUCGGCGUUCCCGCUCGCCGCCAUGUGCGCCCUCAUCAACAACGUGAUCGAGAUCCGCAGCGACGCCCUCAAGCUCUGCUCCGGGCUCCAGCGGCCUUUCGGACAGAGGGUGGAGAACAUCGGCCAGUGGCAGACGGCGAUGGAGGCCAUGGGUCUGAUCGCCAUCAUCGUGAACUGUUACCUGAUUGGUCAGUGUGGGCAGCUGCAGAGACUCUUCCCCUGGAUCAGCCCCGAGAUGACCAUCAUCUCUAUCGUCCUGCUGGAGCACUUUGCCAUCCUGCUGAAAUACGUGAUCCAUGUGGCCAUCCCCGACAUCCCGGGCUGGGUGGCCGACGAGAUGGCCAAGCUGGAAUACAGACGCAGGGAAGCCUUCAAGAAACACGAGCUCCAGGCGCAGCAGCACUUCCAGCAGCAGCUGAGGCGCCGCCGCGAGGAGGAGGAGCUCCAGCGUCAGGCCGAGCUCCAGGCCGAAGCCCGAGCCCACGACCUCUCGGACCCAAAGACCUCCGACCCGUCCCACCCGCACCACCACGACAAGGCACGGUCGUCCGGAGACAAGCCCAAGAGACCCAGCUCCCUCCUGGGCAACAACAACGUAAUGAAACUCAAACAGAUCAUCCCGCUCCAGGGUAAGUUCUCCUCGUCCAGCGCCUCCCGGUCGCCCGCCCAGUCGCCCACGGGGGGAGAGGCCAAACUGCCGGGGUUCCUCAAGUUCCUCAAGUCGCCCGAAGUGAAGAAGGACCCACCUGUAGUUUCAUCAUCAUCAUCAUCAACGACUGCAGCGAACUCCAACGCCUCUGCCGCCGCCGGGGUUUCGUCCAAUCAGGAGCGGUCUCAGUCCCCCGGCAGGACAUUCAGCCCCAGGAAACUGUUCGGGAAGAAGGCUGAGGCUAGCGUGGUGUGCGCUAAUGGGACGCAGGGCCACGAGGAGCUGCCGUCCAGCGAGACGGACAGAGACAGAGACAGAGGCGCGGACUCGGACGCUCCAGGUGCCAGGAGCUAG
Molecule: messenger RNA, 2223 nt
Organism: Knipowitschia caucasica
Lineage: Eukaryota; Metazoa; Chordata; Actinopteri; Gobiiformes; Gobiidae
Source: the annotation of a GenBank genome assembly